CAGCCCUUGGAGCGGGGGAUUGAACAGAGCGGCUGGAGCGGAGCCGCGGCCAGUCGGACCGGAGCUGACGGAGCAGCAGUACCGGGACCAGGGCUGAGGGGACACGGACACGGCGCCCGGAAGCUUCCCCCCCAGACAUGAGGAGCCCCCGGGGCCGCAGCUGAGGAGCCAGCAGCCAUGACGGACAGAGAGGGACCCCCCGUGGCCCCGGGCCAGGCCUACAUCGAGGUGGAGUACGACUACGAGUACAAGGCCAAGGACAAGACGGUGAGCAUCCGCCAGGGCGAGUGCUACGUGCUGGUGAAGAAGACCAACGAGGACUGGUGGCAGGUGCGGCGGGACGAGUCCACCAAGGCCUUCUACGUGCCGGCGCAGUACGUGAGGGAGGUGCGGCGGGCCCUCAUGCCCCCCCAGAAACCCGCCGUCAGGGCCAAGCCCACCGUUCUGGAUAUCUGCCGGGAGUCCAACGAGAACCACAACCGGCCCCCGCUGGAAAUGUCCAGCUUCGGCCGGCCCUCGCCGUCCUCGACGCCCUCGCCCUCUUCGGAUCGCGUCACCCCGCCGGCGCUGGGCAAGGACGCCAACCACAACCUGGGGAGUCCCCAUCACUGCAAGCUGGUGGCGGAGUUGGUUCUCCUCCACAACAACAACAACCACCAGCACCACCUCACCAAAAACUCCUCGCUGCCUCGAACGCGGGCCGACUCGCCGCCGCUCUUGGUGGAGAAUAAUCACGGGACCACGGAUGGGGACAAGGGCUGCAGUCCGGGCGAUGUGCCGGGCGAGGCGCCAGGCGAGGUGCCGGACGAGAAGCCGAGCGAGAAGCCGAGCGAGAAGCCGAGCGAGAAGCCGAGCAAGCUCCGCAACGACUCGGAAUCGGGGGACGAGCUGAGCAGCAGCUCCACGGAGCACAUGCAGACCACGUCCCCCACCGGGCAGGGCCAGCGCUCCGACUCUCCCGUCUACACCAACCUGCAGGAGCUGAAGAUCUCCCAGUCCAGCCUGCCGCCCGUGCCCUCGGGCUCGCCGCUGCACGUGCUGGGCGACUGGCAGACCCACAAGGACCUGAGCGGCCGGCACUUCUACUACAACCGGGCCACCGGGGAGAGGACCUGGAAGCCGCCGCGCACCCGGGACGCCGGCGGCAGCGUCAGCAGCCUCCGGGGGGACAGCCAGGGCACGGCGGAGAGCGAGCCCCCGUCCUCGGAGGACAACUGCCACAGCACCCACUCCAGCCAGUCGGACAGCCAGUACGGGUCUCCCCCCCGGGGCUGGUCGGAGGAGCUGGACGAGCACGGACACACACUCUACGUGUGCGAGUACACGCAGGAGAAGUGGAUAAAACACGUGGACGAACAGGGACGGCCGUACUACUACAGCUCUGACGGGUCCCGGUCCGAGUGGGAGCUGCCAAAGUACAACGUCUCCCCUCAGCCCAGCGAGCUUCCCAAGAGCCGCAGCCUGGAGAGGAAGCAGCAGGACCCCAUCGUGCUCACCAAGUGGAGGCACAGCACCUACGUCCUGGACCUCAACGACAAGGAGUGUGCUUCGGCGCCCAAGCAGAGCCCUCCAGACUCUGACUCCUGCCCCUCAUCUCCUAAACUCCCCUCCACCCCCUCAGAGAAGUGCGGCGUCCUCAAUGUCACCAAAACCACAGAGAACGGGAAGAAAGUCAGGAAGAACUGGACCUCCUCAUGGACCGUCCUGCAGGGCUCCUCACUCCUGUUUGCCAAGGGCCAGGGGGGCAGCACCACCUGGUCAUACUACCGCAGCGGCUCCAUCCCCGAGCUGCUCCUCACUCUGCUGAGCAGCUGGAAGCUCUCAGUCAAGCCUCGCCCUGCUGUCUCCUAUGUGAACUGUCACAGGCCGUCACAGGCUGCCGCUAAGUUUGGCAGCAACCAGUCCAAGCCGGAGUUCACGGUGGAUCUGAGGGGGGCCUCGCUGGACUGGGCCUCCAAGGACAAGUCCAGCAAGAAGCACGUCAUCGAGCUGAAGACGCGUCAGGGCACGGAGCUGCUGAUCCAGUCGGAGAUCGACAGCGUCAUCAACGACUGGUACCGGACCCUGACGGAGACCAUCAACACACACGCGUGGGAGUCUGACGAGGCCAUCGAGGAGGACCUGCCCGAGUCUCCCGGAGCAGAGAAGCAGGACCGGGAGAAGGACUGCCGGGACAGGAAGAGCAGAGCCAUGAAGACCUCGGUCAGCAUGGACUCGUCGGACCAGAAGAAGACCCGGCUCAAGCUCAAGAAGUUCCUGACCAGGCGGCCCACGUACCAGGCGGUCCGGGACAAGGGCUACAUCAAAGACCAGGUGUUCGGCUGCAGCCUGACCAGCCUGUGCCAGAGGGAGAACACAUCCGUGCCCAACUUUGUCAAAAUGUGCAUCGACCACGUGGAGAACACAGGUCUGGGCAUCGACGGCCUGUACCGAGUGAGCGGGAACCUGGCAGUGAUCCAAAAGCUCCGCUUCGCCGUCAACCACGACGAGAGGGUGGACCUGGAGGACAGUAAGUGGGAGGACAUCCACGUCACCACCGGAGCUCUCAAGAUGUUCUUCAGGGAGCUGCCCGAGCCGCUCUUCUCCUACGGCUCCUUCAGCGACUUCGUAGACGCCAUCAAGUGCUCCGACUACAAGCAGCGGCUCAACUCCAUCAAGGACCUGAUCAGGAAGCUUCCCAAACCCAACCACGACACAAUGCAGGCCCUGUUCAGGCACCUGCGGCGGGUGGUGGAGCGCGGCGAGGCCAACCGCAUGACGACCCAGAGCGUGGCCAUCGUGUUCGGGCCCACGCUGCUGCGGCCCGAGACGGAGACGGGCAACAUGGCCGUGCACAUGGUGUACCAGAACCAGAUCGUGGAGCUGAUCCUGCUGGAGUACGAGGCCGUGUUCGGCAGGUAGAGCCGGCGCCGCAGGCGUCUCCGGUUCCCCCGCACGGCUGAACUGAACUUUGCUGUGGACCAAGCCGGCCGGAGGAACCGGAGCCCGGAGGAACCGGAGGAACCGGAGGAACCGGAGGAACCGGAGGAACCGGAACACAGACUCCUCCAGGACCGGACUGACGUUUACAGAGUGAUGCACUUACAAGCUUGAUGAGUUUAGGGAGACUCUCCCACCUUUUCAGCCCCAGACAUGGACCCUUGUUGUUUUCAGAGUGUUGCCGUGACGACGGGCAGGCGUCCGUUUGCACGUCCGCGUGCUUGUGGUGAGUGUUGAGUAUUCAGGAGUUUUCACAUACACUGGAUCCCUGUGGCCAGUAGCUCAGACCCGGAGCUGGAACCGGGUCCUGGUCCCGGGGGCCUCUCCAUCCCGACCCGGAGCCUCUCUGGACCCGUCAACCUGGCCGCGCUAACAUCAGCUUUCUAAUGAGCCGGAGAUAAGAAUCCGUGUUACCAGACGUGACUUCUGCACUUGAAGGAAGUGGAGUUUCUCCCCCAUUAACCCCAUUAACCAGUGUUAACGACCCGGGCCUGGGUGGGACGUGAACCCCAGGACCCCCCCCGUGUCCCAGCAGAACCACCCCGGUUCCUCACCUCGUCCAAACUGUGUGUCGUGCUUUAAGUUUCCCUGGAGCUGCUGGGGGGGGCCCGACCCGUGCUACCACUGCACAUGAACUGCAGCUCAUCCUGGUACCGGGCUGGUACUCAAAAUCUUACCAGGAAUGUUUGUCUUAUUUCUAGUUAAAAUGUCUCAUUUUUUGUCAAAAAAAUGUCAUUACACUUAAAACAAGACUCAUUACUAGAGAAAUAGUUUACUAUUUGACAAUUCUCA
Molecule: messenger RNA, 3771 nt
Organism: Cololabis saira (Pacific saury)
Lineage: Eukaryota; Metazoa; Chordata; Actinopteri; Beloniformes; Belonidae
Gene: arhgap12b
Product: Rho GTPase activating protein 12b
Exons: 19
Coding region: 178-2901 (907 amino acids)
Biological process (GO): regulation of GTPase activity; signal transduction
Cellular component (GO): cytoplasm
Molecular function (GO): protein binding
Source: RefSeq, a predicted model, not a curated record